Messenger RNA from Amborella trichopoda, 789 nucleotides. RefSeq names its product nucleoside diphosphate kinase (gene NDPK1). Gene Ontology annotation, molecular function: nucleoside diphosphate kinase activity. Gene Ontology annotation, biological process: UTP biosynthetic process; GTP biosynthetic process; CTP biosynthetic process. NCBI's taxonomy places the organism in Eukaryota, Viridiplantae, Streptophyta, Magnoliopsida, Amborellales, Amborellaceae. The record is from RefSeq and is a predicted model, not a curated record.
AAAGCCGAGAAAAAAAAAGCAGAUAUUCCCUUAGAUUAGGGUUUCUCUCUCUAUAAAGGGAUCACUGUGUAACGAUAUACCCCUCUCUCUCACACACCUGUGAAACUCUUUCUCUCUCUUGGUUCGUAAAGUUCUCUGCCUUUGUAGGAAGAUGGAGCUGACGUUCAUCAUGAUCAAGCCUGAUGGUGUUCAGAGAGGCCUCGUUGGUGAGAUCAUUGCCAGGUUUGAGAAGAAAGGUUUCUCCCUUAAAGGCCUGAAGCUCUUAAGUGUUGAGCGUCCUUUUGCUGAGAAGCACUAUGAGGAUCUCUCUGCGAAACCCUUCUUUAAUGGGCUUGUUGAUUAUAUCAUUUCUGGCCCUGUGGUUGCCAUGGUUUGGGAGGGCAAGAGUGUGGUUUCGACUGGUAGGACGAUCAUUGGAGCCACAAACCCCUUGGCUUCGGCACCUGGAACCAUUCGUGGUGACUUUGCAAUUGAUAUUGGCAGGAAUGUGAUUCAUGGGAGUGACUCGGUGGAGAGCGCAAAGAAGGAGAUCGCUUUGUGGUUCCCUGAGGGAGUCGUUGCCUGGCAGAGCGCUGUUCAUGCCUGGAUCUAUGAGUAAACUUCAUAUUAAUUCUAGAUAUCUAAUUGCUACUGAAUGUUGCUUGCCCUGUUUUGAACAAUAAUUAUUGGCUUAGAAUAGAAGCCUUUGAUUAUGUGAGAUUAAGCAAAACAUCAUUAUUGGCAGAAGCCUUUUUGAGUAUGAGAGAUUUUCCAUGAAUAUUUUGAUUUAAUGUCACAUUUCUUCUACUA